Molecule: messenger RNA, 3594 nt
Organism: Fusarium vanettenii 77-13-4
Lineage: Eukaryota; Fungi; Ascomycota; Sordariomycetes; Hypocreales; Nectriaceae
Product: condensin complex component SMC3
Exons: 4
Coding region: 1-3594 (1197 amino acids)
Biological process (GO): mitotic sister chromatid cohesion
Cellular component (GO): chromosome
Molecular function (GO): ATP binding; ATP hydrolysis activity; cohesin loader activity
Source: RefSeq, a predicted model, not a curated record
AUGUAUAUCAAGCAGAUCAUUAUCCAGGGCUUCAAGAGCUACAAGGACCAGACCGUCAUUGAACCCUUCUCGUCAAAGACAAAUGUCAUCGUCGGUCGCAAUGGCUCCGGGAAGAGUAACUUCUUUGCCGCCAUCCGCUUCGUCCUCAGCGAUGCCUACACACAGAUGAGUCGCGAGGAGCGCCAGGGUCUCCUUCACGAGGGCUCUGGCUCCGCUGUCAUGUCAGCAUACGUCGAGAUCAUCUUUGACAAUAGCGACGACCGUUUCCCGACUGGCAACAAGGAGGUUGUUCUGCGCCGCACGAUUGGUCUUAAAAAGGACGAAUAUUCCGUCGACCGCAAGGUUGUGACCAAAUCGGACGUCAUGAACCUCCUCGAAGCUGCAGGAUUCUCGCGAUCAAACCCAUACUACAUCGUGCCCCAAGGACGAGUCACUGCCCUGACCAACAUGAAGGAGUCGGACAGACUGAACCUGCUGAAGGAGGUAGCGGGAACACAAGUGUACGAGACCCGUCGUGCCGAGUCGCUCAAAAUCAUGAACGAGACCAACAACAAGCGAGAAAAGAUCGACGAGCUUCUCAAGUACAUCAAAGAACGACUGGAUGAGCUGGAGGAGGAAAAGGAAGAGCUCAAGGCCUAUCAGAACAAGGACCGAGAGAAGCGAUGCCUGGAAUACGCAUACUACUACAGCGAGCAGACUAAAAUCCAGAACUCUCUGGAGGAACUCGACAACGCCCGGCAAGACGGCCUUGACAACACUGACAUAAGACGAGACGAGUUCACGGAGGGCGAAAAGGCGAUCGAGAAGCUUGAUGCGGAAGUACACAAACUCCAGCGUGACAUGGAGAUGUUGCAGAUUGAUCGACGACAACUUGAGGAAGAUAGGCGCGACAAUGCAAAGGCGCUGGCCAAGGCAGAAAUGAAAACCAAGAACCUCAGGGAAGGACAAUCUGCCCAAGAGCAAGCGCGAGCACAGCAUGAUGCAGAACUGGAAUCAGUCCAAGCUGACAUAGCCGCCAAAGAGGAAGAGUUGGCGACAAUCAUCCCCGACUAUAACAGACGGAAAGAAGAGGAGGCCGAGGUACGAAGGCAACUCGAUCAUGUGGAGGCCACGAGAAACCGUCUUUUUGCCAAGCAAAGCCGAGGCUCUCGAUUCAGAAACAAGAGCGAGCGUGAUGCCUGGCUAAGGCAAGAGAUCGAGGAGUUGAAUCGCACCAUCAGCACCCAGAAGGCCAACAAGAUUGAUGCGGACGAGGAGGUUGAGAGGGUUCAGCAGUCCAUCUCCCAGACCGAGCAAGAGGUUUCUGAUCUUCGAACUCGCCUGGCCAAUUUCAACAGUGAAAGACAAGCCAUCUCAGAUGAGGCAACCAAGGCACACGACGUUCUCGAGAAACUGAAUGACGAACGGAAGCUCGUUAGACGAGAGGACGACAAACUCAACAAACUCAUUGGUGAUGCUCGGCAAGAGAAGGAGUCAUCGGAGCGUGAGCUGUCGAAUACUAUGGACGGAGCUACUGCGCGUGGUCUGGCAACUAUCCGACGGCUGAAGCAAGAGAAUGACAUCCCUGGAGCAUACGGAACACUGGCAGAACUCCUCGAAGUCAGCGACGCCUAUAGACUUCCCGUGGAGCAAAUUGCUGGCGCCAGUCUCUUUCACUAUGUUGUGGACAAUGCAGACACCGCCACUCAUCUCGCAGAUGCUCUCUUCAGACAACGAGGAGGCAGAGUAACCUUUAUGCCUCUUGCUCAACUGCGACCACGACAAAUCAACUUACCGAGAUCCAACGACGCUGUACCGCUCUUGUCCAAGAUCUCGUACAACCCCGAGUACGAGAAGGCUUUCCAGCAAGUGUUUGGCAAGGUUGUUGUCUGCCCAAACCUGACUGUUGCCGGCCAGUAUGCCAGAAGCCAUGGCGUUGAUGGUAUCACUGCCGAAGGUGACACCACAAACAAGAGAGGUGCCAUGACUGGUGGAUAUAUCGAUCCACGAAAGUCACGACUGCAAGCGGUCCAGUCUGUCAACAAAUGGCGAGACAACUACGAGGAGAAGAUUGCCGAGUCUCGCGAUAUCCGCCGACAGGUUGAGCUCAAAGACCAAGAGAUCACAGCUGCCAUGUCAGAACUUCAAAAGCUGGAGCAGAAGCUGCGGCAGGCCGAUGACAGCUUCGGGCCCCUGAGGCAUGAGCUGAGGAACAAGUCGGUGCAUCUAGAGAACGAACGAAACCACCUUGAAGCUGCUAUCAAGCGUCGGGAGGGUGUGGAGAAGAACAUGAAUGUUUUCCUGGAAGAUGUUGCAGGUCACGAGGCUGAGCUUCAGACCGACUUCAAGAAGAGCUUGACAGCAGCCGAGGAACGCCAGCUGGAGGAACUCAGCGACAGUGUCCAGGAACUCCAGAAGCAGUGGAACGAGGCCAGCAAUGCUCGCCGUAGUCUGGAAACACGGAAGCAGCUCCUCGAGGGAGAUUUGCGCCAGAACCUGCAGCUGAAGCUUGACCAGCUCAACAGUCAAGCUUUUGAGAAUUCAGCAUCUGGACUAUCGUCAGGUGGUCUGAAGGAGGCGCAGAGGGAGCUCAAGAAGGCUCAGAAGGCUCUGAAAGCUGUCGAGGCCAGCCUUCAGGAGACACAGGCCAAGAUGGAUGACAUACAGAACCGUCUAGACCAGUUGGCCGUCGAGAAGGCGCAGCGAGAGCAGAGGCAGCAAGAAAUCUCGGGGAAGAUCGAGAAGCACAAGAAGAGAAUGGACAAGAGUCUACGUCAGAAGGCUCUCUGGACGGCGCGGGCUGCUGAACUCGCCAAGACCAUUCGGGACCUCGGUGUGCUCCCCGAGGAAGCAUUUGAUAAAUACGAAAACAUGGAGGAGAAGACGGUGAGUAUCAUUGUAAACGAGGCGCUCAAGAAGUACAAGCACGUCAACAAGAAGGCCUUUGAACAGUACAACAGCUUCACCACUCAGCAAGAUCAGCUGAUGAAGCGACGAAAGGAGCUGGACGCUUCCCAAACGUCUAUUGAGGAGCUCGUUGAGCACCUUGACCGUCGAAAGGAUGAAGCCAUUGAGCGUACCUUCAAGCAAGUUUCGAAAGAAUUCUCGACCAUCUUUGGUAAGCUGGUGCCCGCUGGUCAUGGUCGGCUGCUCAUCCAGCGACGGACGGAUCGUCGCCAGGAGCCGGCCGAUGACUCGGAGGGAGAGACACGGGGUGCUGUCGAGAACUACAUUGGUGUAGGAAUCAGCGUCUCGUUCAACUCGAAGCAUCUGGACGAGCAGCAAAAGAUCCAGCAGCUGAGUGGUGGCCAGAAGAGUUUGUGUGCUCUCUGCCUCAUCUUUGCCCUCCAGGCAACCGAGAGCAGUCCCAUGGUUAUCUUUGACGAGGUGGACGCCAACCUGGACGCCCAGUAUCGUACGGCUGUUGCAGCGCUCCUCGACUCCAUCUCCAACGAGAUUGGUACGCAGUUCAUCUGCACCACCUUCCGACCCGAGAUCGUCCACGUUGCAGACAAGUGUUACGGUGUGACGUUUGUCAACAAGACGAGCACCAUCGACUGCGUCACUGCGGAUGACGCCCUCAAGUUUGUCGAGGGUCAGGCGAGACCGAACUGA